Cutaneotrichosporon oleaginosum is the source of this 1788-nucleotide messenger RNA. RefSeq lists its product as uncharacterized. Lineage: Eukaryota; Fungi; Basidiomycota; Tremellomycetes; Trichosporonales; Trichosporonaceae. The record is from RefSeq and is a predicted model, not a curated record.
CCCUUGCCACCAUUACGGAGCCGACAAGCAGCAACAGCCAAGCAUGCGCACCACAUACUUAUAAGGUCGUGCGAGAGUUGGUUGUCUCUCAUCACCACGCAGCCUCCACACUUGGGCUUCAGAGCUCUCGGUACUCGCACACUCCGGUCGCUUUCCAGUCUUCUCACUCUUCCGACAACCUCCACCUCCCACGCGCACCAACAACAACAAUGGGUCGCUUCGCAUCCUUCGGGGACCGUAUGGCCUCGCUCCGCAUUGGCAACACACGAUACAACUCGCCCAUGGUCCAGGUCUUCCUCAUCGGCUUCGUGUGUUUCCUUACCCCGGGCAUGUUCAACGCGCUUUCGAACCUUGGCGCGGGUGGUGCCCAGGACGUCGCGCUCGUGGACAUUACCAACUCGCUCCUGUACGCCAUGUUUUGCAUUGUCGGCUUCUUCUCGGGCUCGAUCCACAACGUUAUCGGCUCCCGUCUCACUCUGCUUAUCGGCGCAUGCGGCUACCCCAUUUACGUCGGCGGCCUCUGGGCUCUUCAGGUCCACCACGUCCGCCCAUUCCUGAUGGUCACCGGUGCCAUCCUCGGUGCUUGCGCUGGUCUUCUUUGGACCGCCCAGGGCACCAUUAUCAUGGCGUACCCGCUCGAGAAGGACAAGGGCCGUGCAUUCGGCAUCUUCUGGGCCGUCUUCUCUUCGGGUGCUGUCGUUGGCGCUUCGAUCGCUCUCGGCAUCCAGUGGAAGGAGGGUGACAUGCCCAACGUCUCGACCGGUGUCUACCUCGCCUUCCUGAUCAUGAUGCUUGUCGGUGUUGUCGCCUCGCAGCUCGUCCUGCCGGCCAAGAACAUUGUCCGCCCCGACGGCACCCUCGUCGAGCUCGAAGACACGCUCUCGCCCAAGGAGGAGAUCAGGGAGUUCUUCCGCCAGUUCAAGGACUGGAGGAUGCUCGCUCUCUUCCCCAUGUUCUUUGCCAGCAACUACUUCUACGCCUACCAGGGUGCCAUUGUCCCCUUCAUCUUCAACGGCCGCUCGCGCGCUCUUUCGUCUCUUAUCACCAACCUCGGUGCCGUUGUCGGUGGCCUCUUCGUCGGCUUCCUCCUUGACCUUAUCCCCGCCAAGCGCCGUACUCGUGCUAUCAUCGGCUGGGUCAUCGUUACCAUUUUCCUCGCCGGUGUUUGGGGCGGCGGCGUCCACUUCCAGAGGCUCUUCAAGCGCGUCCCGAACCCCGAGGACCAGUGGCGCUACGACUACAACCAGGGCCGUGCCCCCGAGGCGUACGGUCUCCUCUUCAUGUACUACUUUACCGACUCGCUCUUCCAGGGUCUCGCGUACUACAUCAUGGCCUCGCUCUCCAACAAUCCGUUCAAGCUCGCCCGCAUGACUGGCUACUACAAGGGUGUCCAGUCUGCCGGUGCCGCCAUCUCGUUCGGCAUGGACGCGGUCAAGACGCCGUACCUCACCGAGCAGAUCGUCUCGUGGCUCCUCAUGUUCUGCUCCAUGCCCCUCGCCCUCCUCGUCAUCCGCACGAUCAAGGAGUCCAACUACGAGGAUGAGAAGACUGUCCACGUCGAGGAUGUGCCCGAGGAGAAGAUUCACGUCGCCCUCCCUGCUGGCCACCAUGCGCAGCACGACAUUGAGACUGGGUCCGACACAAAGUUUCAGGAGGAGCUCCAGGACCGCCUCUAAGCGCACACGCGCACGCACGCAGCGCCCGUGACUGCUGGCCGUGCAGUUUAGUUCUAUUUAUGGGUAAUAUUGUACGCAGAUAGCGAAGGGGAGAAGGAGAGCAUGAUGCACG